CGUGAUCGGAAACCAGCUGAUCUGUGAGGCGAACAAGAUCACGACCACUGGAAGCAGAAGUAAACCGAAGACUGUAAUCAUCGACCAAACGACGGAAAGAUGUCUGGAAAAGACAGGAUCGACAUAUUCCCCUCCAGAAUGGCUCAGACCAUCAUGAAGGCUCGGCUGAAAGGAGCACAGACUGGCCGCAACCUGCUCAAGAAAAAAUCUGAUGCCCUCUCCAUGCGCUUCCGUCAGAUCCUGCGCAAAAUUAUUGAAACCAAGACUAAGAUGGGGGAGGUGAUGAGAGAGGCAGCUUUCUCUUUGGCUGAAGCUAAAUUUACAGCUGGAGACUUCAGCACAACUGUAAUCCAGAAUGUAAACAAAGCUCAGGUGAAGGUCCGAGCCAAGAAAGAUAACGUGGCAGGGGUCACUCUGCCAGUCUUUGAACACUACCAAGAGGGGGGGGACAGUUAUGAGCUAACAGGUCUGGCCAGAGGAGGAGAGCAGCUCUCCAGGCUGAAGAGGAACUAUGCCAGAGCUGUUGAGCUACUGGUGGAGUUGGCCUCCUUACAGACAUCUUUUGUCACUCUGGAUGAAGCCAUAAAGAUCACCAACCGCCGUGUGAAUGCUAUUGAGCAUGUGAUUAUUCCCCGGAUUGAUCGCACACUCACCUACAUCAUCACAGAGCUGGAUGAGAGAGAACGCGAGGAGUUCUACAGACUAAAGAAGAUCCAAGAGAAGAAGAAGCAGCUCAGGGAAAAGACAGAACUUGAGAUUGCUGCCCGCCUGGCUCAGCUGGGUCCCAUUGCAGAACCCGCCAACAUGCUGACAGAGGAGACAGAUGAAGACCUGCUGUUUGAGUGAAGUGCUCUACAAGCUGACAGUCACUCACUUCACACAUUAUCCUAUUUAUUCUGUGCCUCUCUGGCCAUGUCUAUGUCCUCCUAUGUAAGUGAUGAAAGUUUUUGUGUCUGUCUGUGAUGAUUUGUGCUGGAAGGUAUGGGUGUUUACACCUCUGUCUCUGUACAGGCAACAAGCAAACACUUUGCUGUUACCCACAAUGGAAAUAGUAUAAAGAAAUUAAGCAAACAAUAUUAAGAAAAUAACUAUUUACACAUGGUUUGAAAGUGAAAUUAAAAAUCAUUCCGUGUGACCGAUCACCUUGUAGAUAUUAAGGAUUUUGUGCAACAUUUCGAGUCACUGCAUGCUGUAUAGCUUAAUGUUGUUGUAUAUUUCAAAGACUGUGGGAGUCUAUUGUGGAGGUCUUCAUCGCUGCUGACCUCAUGUCAUGGGGUUACUGUUACCUCAUUGGAGGAUGUUUACCAUGACACAAGAAUCCCCAGUGAAUCCUCCUGUAAAAUGUGGUGUGUAAGUCAACAAAGCCCAAAACAUCAUCUCAAUAAAGAUGUUCUAAAUAUUAAA
Molecule: messenger RNA, 1404 nt
Organism: Amphiprion ocellaris (clown anemonefish)
Lineage: Eukaryota; Metazoa; Chordata; Actinopteri; Pomacentridae
Gene: atp6v1d
Product: ATPase H+ transporting V1 subunit D
Exons: 10
Coding region: 100-846 (248 amino acids)
Cellular component (GO): proton-transporting V-type ATPase complex
Molecular function (GO): proton-transporting ATPase activity, rotational mechanism
Source: RefSeq, a predicted model, not a curated record